This is a messenger RNA of Lasiosphaeria miniovina, 3057 nucleotides long. RefSeq lists its product as uncharacterized. Gene Ontology annotation, molecular function: protein binding. The transcript has 3 exons. Lineage: Eukaryota; Fungi; Ascomycota; Sordariomycetes; Sordariales; Lasiosphaeriaceae. The record is from RefSeq and is a predicted model, not a curated record. Bases 1 to 3057 code for a protein of 1018 amino acids.
AUGACGUCCACCAGCUCCGGCCCCAGCACUGUUGGCCAGAGCUUGGGCACCCAGCAGCGCGCGGGGAGGUACCUCGACGUGCUGUGCAGCGACCCCGCCCAGGCGCUGAUCGCGGCCUUUGUCGGCACAGCAACAGGCACAGGACCAACACACAAUACCGGCGUUGACAACACCACCACACAGCAAGACAGGGUUGCCGUCGGCCUGGCUGUGUUCAAUGCCUUCCUGCAGGCCAACGUGACUGGCCCUGUGUUGGAUGUUGCCGGCGUGCACCGCGUCGACGACUCUUUUUUGAAGGCACAGCUGCUGGUCCUGCGCAGGGCCUGCCUCACGUCGCUCGACGUCGACGGUGUGUCGGUCUAUCCCCACAUCCCGCACAUUGAGCUCUUUUGCCUCGCGCGCUUCAUCUUCACUGCCGGCUUGGUUUCAAGCAUUGACGCUGCUGACAACGCCGUCGAGGGUGCCGAAACGUCGCUGCAGUGGCUUGCCCUGCGCAUCCACGUCUGGCACUACAAGCUUUUGACGCAGCCGAGUCUCGGCCCGGGAUCUGUUUUUACCAAGGGAGCCCAGUGGAGCGAUCUGCCCAGCCUGCACGACACCAUCGAGCAGGGUCUCGCGUCGGUCGAAAAGGAGGUCGUCACCGGCUCCGACGGGUCGCGAUGGAGCACCCGCUCGCAGGCCGAGCUCAUGGUUGAGAAGGCCAACGUCUGCAUCAUGUUAGGCCAGGACCUGAGGGCUAAAGAGACCCUGCGUCAGGCAACCGAGCUGAGCGGCCUGGCCUACGCCGUGUCCGGCGCCCUGGGAAAGCGGACCAAGUUCCAGCAGAGUAGCACAAGCCAGCUUGUCGUGCUGGCCAAGAGCCGCGACGCCGAGGCCGGGCAAAAGGAGGCGGAUGAAGCUCAGAAGGCGAAGCCCCAGGCUCUCGCCCUCAACGACGACACCCUGCUCGAGAGUUUGCAGUUCACAAAGGAGGAGACAGAGACCGGGGAGGUCGGAAACACGAGCGCACUUCCCGCCGCCCUGAAGGAUCUGCUCCCCGACGAGCAGCCGCAGCUCUCGCCGCUGGACCAGAUCAUCUUGCUCACCGAGGCUACGCUGAAAGACUCCUUCUCGCCCGCUGACUCGCUGACAUCGGAGGAGAUUCUGCCGUAUGCCGUCCGUGUCAUAUCCGACAAGUCAACAAACUGGCAAAUCUACACGCAAGCGCUCCUGGUCCGGUCGAGAAUCGAAAUGCACAGGAGCCGCACUAUCGAGAGGGGUGUAAUGCAGCUGCAGGCCAUCGUGGACCAAGUCGUCGUUGACACAACAGCGGCCGCGCCAGAAGUGGGAGCCCAGACCGCGCCCGCCUUGUCCGACACUGCCAUCCCGUCGAUUCAAGUCACAGCCGAUGGCGAAUCUGGGAGCAAAAAGGAGCCGGCUCCUGUGGUGAACAAGCCAACCUCGUUCUUUCCCGCACCGAAACCGUCCGAGUCAGCCUCAGCUCCUGUCAGGCUGCAGUACAUUCAUGUGUUGAGCUCGCCGCCCCGUUGGCAUCUGGAGUCCGAGCUCGCGUACUCCUGGGUCGGCGUGGGGUCUCUGAUCUCUGCCCUCGAAAUCUUCAAACGGUUACGGCUAUGGGCCGAGGUUGCGCUGUGUUUGGCAAGCAGCGCAGCGAGAAGCGAAGAAGACGGCCGGGGAAGCAGCGACGAGGCCAGGGCUAAAGCCGUCCUCCGCUGGCGGCUUUUCCGCAAGACCGGCUCAUCCCAAGAGCAGACCAGCUCAGACGAGGAGCUGGACGUGAACAUUGAUAUCUUGCAGCUCCGGGAGGCCGACUACCAUGGCCCAGAGCGCCGCCCGCCGCCUCACAACGCGCCCCGGCUUUUUUGCAUCCUAGGUGACAUUAACAAUGAGCCGGCCCACUACGAGCGUGCCUGGGAUGUUUCAAAACAGCGGUUCGCGCGGGCACAGCGGUCGCUGGGCGAGUACUACAUCAAGCAGCAAGAUUUGGAGAAAGCUAGGGAAGCCUACCAGAAAGCCAUCGGCGUAAACCGUCUUAGCUCUGAAAUGUGGAACCGCCUCGGUGAUAUCAAUCUGCGUCUCGGAAACUUUUCAGAAGCAGCCGACGCAUUCGGGAGGGCUAUCGCGUCCUCGGAUAAUACGGCGGGCGGCGACGAUUCCCGCACCUGGAGUAACCUGGGCAGCGCGCUUUACAGCUUAUAUAUUGAGCGUGUGAAGGAAGCCAGGAAAGAGAAAGACGAGCAGGAGAGGGAAGGCGAACGGGAAGAAGAUUCAAACAACGCAGUUGACGACUCGAUAUUAGUGUCGCAGACAACACCGCCGCGACAGGACCCGGCAACGCUUCUCUCACAGUCACUGGCGGCAUACAAACGCGGCGCGUCCGCGGCGCACGACAACUGGCGCAUCUGGGACAACGUGAUCACGCUCGGCUCGCGGCUGCGUCCGCCCGCCGUGUCCGACAUUGUCCUGGCCCUGCAGAACGUCAUCCGCAUCCGCAGCUCCGAAGACGCGCUUGACGUCGACGUGCUGCGGCUGCUGCUCAACGAGGCCGUGCUCUCAAAGCCUAAGCCGGGUGACACCGCCGACGGCGCCACCGGCGUCUUCGAGCCCCCGCGCGGCACCACAGAGCGCGCCGUGUGCGAGCUGAUCGAGAAAGAGGUCGUGCCGCUAAUCACAGCGCGCUCAGAGCUUUGGGAGCUCGUCGCCCGCGAGCGCGUCUGGAAGCGCGACUACGUCGGCGUCAUCGACGCUGCCGAGCGCGCGUGGCGUGCCGCUGUGGGCAGUGCCGGCGGCGGCGGCGGCGGCCUUCUUCCGGCGUCUGGCGGCAGUAGCGGGAAGAACUGGAUCGAGGACAAGGAGGCCUGGCUGUCCGUGGUCGCGCGCACCGACGAGCUCGUGUCGGCGCUUGAGAACUACGGCCCCGAGGCUCCUGAGAUCGGCACCAGGUGGAAGGGCAGGGCCCGGAGCGCUAUCCGCAGCGUGCUCGGUAAGGCGAGGGAGGCCUGGGAGGGCAGUCAAGGGUGGGAGCAGCUGCAGGCGUUGCUGGAGGGGUUGAAGUAG